Molecule: messenger RNA, 6615 nt
Organism: Anolis carolinensis (green anole)
Lineage: Eukaryota; Metazoa; Chordata; Lepidosauria; Squamata; Anolidae
Gene: plpp4
Product: phospholipid phosphatase 4
Exons: 8
Coding region: 996-1910 (304 amino acids)
Biological process (GO): phospholipid metabolic process; phospholipid dephosphorylation
Molecular function (GO): phosphatidate phosphatase activity
Source: RefSeq, a predicted model, not a curated record
GACUCUACUGUAUUACCAGUGAAGGGAUGGAGGUAGUUGUUGGAGUCCAGAUGUUGUUGGACUACAGUUACUAUCAUCUCUCACCACUAGCUAUGUUGGUUUGAGUUUAUUAGAAGACCAUACAUUUCACAUCCUUGCUACCCAGGCUGGAAGAUGGCAAAAUCUAUGGGAGCAAGAUUGUUGCUGUAUUAAAAUGAUAACUUUGUGUGGCAGGCCAAUUCUUAUUCCAGAGAUGCUUGUUGUGCCUUCAGUUCUGUGGAAGUUCUGGAAACUUUAAUCUGGAUAUUAGAGUUGUGCAAUCUGGGUAAACCUUGAUCCGUUCCAUGUCCCAGCUUUUGGGGAGAUGGUGGCGGGGUAUAAAUAAAGUUUUAUUAUUUUAUUAUUAUUUUGGUGGGGGGCCUGAUUCAAUUUCUGGGAGCCUCCCAAAUUCUGGAGGGCAGAUAUCUGUUUUCACUCUGGGGUGCCGAAAGACUCAUUUUCUAUUAGCCCAUGAUGGGGGAGCACUUCCCAGGCCUCCUUUCCCAUCAUUUUAGGCAUUUAAGUUGUUUCUACUCUAGGGGAAAGGUGCUGCAGGCAGGAGCCUGUACUUUCUCUCUUGGGCCUGCAUGCCACACACACUUUCCAAGGCAUUUAAAGGAGGCAAGUUCUUAAAGCUGUUUCUUACUCUAGAGGAGUGGUGCUGCAGGGAGGCUCCAACACUAAGGAGGCUUCUUGUUCUUAAAGCUGUUUUUCUACUCUAGAGGAGAGGCGCUCAGCUGCAGGCAGGCACAUGCUUUAAAGAGGCAAGUUCUUACCUUCUACUAUAGAAGAGAGGCACUGCAGGCAGAUGUCUGUGCUUUCUUCCCUGGACCUGCAUGCCACACGUAAUUUCCAAGGCAUUUAAAGGAGACAAGUUCUUAAAGCUGUUUCUUACUCUAGAGGAGAGGCUCUGCAGGUAGGCACCUGCACUUUCUCUCCCGGGCGAGCAUGCCACAUGCACUUUCCAAGGCAUUUUAAUGAGGCUUCCUACUUCCAGCUUUACAGAAUUUUUGGAUCCAUUCCAGAGAAUUAUUCAGCCAGAAGAGAUCUGGCUUUAUAAAAACCCUUUGGUAGAAUCUGACAACAUACCUACACGCCUCAUGUUUGCUAUUUCAUUCCUGACACCUCUGGCUGUCAUUUUUGUGGUGAAAAUCAUCCGACGCACAGACAGGACUGAAAUUAAAGAAGCUUUCUUAGCUGUUUCCUUGGCUCUUGCUUUGAAUGGAGUCUGCACAAACACUAUUAAAUUAAUAGUGGGAAGGCCACGUCCCGAUUUCUUUUACCGCUGCUUUCCAGAUGGAAUAAUGAACUCUGAAAUGCACUGUACAGGUGACCCAAAUGUGGUGUCAGAAGGCAGAAAGAGCUUCCCAAGUAUCCAUUCUUCCUUUGCAUUUUCAGGCCUUGGCUUUACCACCUUCUACUUGGCGGGGAAGUUGCACUGCUUCACUGAAAAAGGUCGUGGGAAAAGCUGGCGGCUGUGUGCAGCAAUUCUACCUCUCUAUUGUGCCAUGAUGAUUGCUCUAUCACGCAUGUGCGAUUACAAGCAUCACUGGCAAGAUGCUUUUGUUGGAGGGGUCAUUGGCCUUGUAUUUGCCUACAUUUGCUACAGACAGCACUAUCCUCCACUGGGCAACCUGGCUUGUCACAAGCCUUACGUCAGCCUGCUAAUCCAGACAUCACUGAAGAAAGAAGAGAUCCCUACAACAGAUAAUGCCACCAGCCUGCCACUAGAAGGGAUAACAGAAGAUGGGUGGCAGAGGCUGGAAGAGAAUGACUUGUCUAAGAGCACCCAGGAACCUGAAACUGAGCAAGAAUAUGGGCAUGGACCAGGACCAAUUUUUACUCCUAUGGACCAGAUGGACUACAAAGAGGAUGUAAAUAUCUUCUGCUAAGAAGUGACAAACAUUCUGAACUGAAAUUGACUCCGUUCCUGCCAUCCCUGAAGACCUUCAACAUGUAUAAAAAGGCUUUAUUUCCUUUUGUAUCUCAUCAGUUGGUAUGCAAUUACAACAACCUUCUGUUUAUCUGCUGGUUGUGUGAAUGUUUGUUGUGUUCUGCCCAUCAUGUUUGACAGCGUUAUUCUGAGAUAGCUGAAAUAAAAUAAUGGUUUUAAAUAUACAAAAGCCUGAGAGCUGGGGAAUGCCAAGAUUAUAGGCAUAAGUCAUUCCCCAAAAAGGCGUUGACAGCAAGCUUAUGCAAAGCUGUCGAAGCUGUCAGCCAGCAAUAACAUAUAUUGAAAGGAUCACUUGGACUUGUGUAUUAACAAGUUAGUGUGUAUGUUUUUCCUUCCUUGAGAGCUUUGUAGAAAUUUACUUUGAGGCCAAGCAACUGGUUUAGAAACAGCCAGCCACAAUCCUUUUAAAAAACAACACUUGGUCCAGAAUAUUCAGAAGUGUGAAGAUGAAAAGAACCCUUUUAAUGUGUGUACAUGAGCUACCACCAUACCUUUUAAACAGUUUCUCUUGAUGUGCUAAAGUAUUGGCAAACCCAUUUUGCUUGUCUCCCCUCCCUCUCAGCACUAUAUUAACUUUGCAAUUUUUGUUGUUUCAAUUUUUGUCUGCUCUGCAUCUGCAGUGUUGAUUCUAAGCAUCACAACUGGAUUGCAGGAAAAUUACAACAUAUGUGUACAUGAGGGGAAGUUGCUGGUAGCAUACUUGCUAACUAUAGAAAUCAAAUGCUAUGUGAAAAGAGGAUAAACUGCCAGAAGACGCUGUAGAAAUAUACCACUCAUAUAUAGCUUUGGGCACUUCAGUAGUCAAAUGCUGGAAUUCCAUCUUUUAAGAAGUAAAGAGUGGGCAAAAAUCGAUAUAUUUCCUUAGAAGUAAAGGAGGAGGUUGCACCUUGGGUUCAUGAACCUGUAAUGAUACAUUGCCAGAACAAAACUGCACUUAUUUAGAAUGGGCAUCAUUUUAACUGUUCCAGAAAUCCCUCUCUAGAUCUUGUAUUUCUUUGCAAAAAUUUCCUGAAGUCAUCACCCGCUAUCCUGUGAGGUGCAUAGGAUGGUGGAUUCUUCUGAGUGCAGAAAAGUUACUGUUUUAGAAUAUAAUCCCUAGAACUCCUCACCCAGCAUGACCACUGGCUGUGUUGGAUAGGGAAUUUGGGGAGUUGUAACCCUGUUUUUUCCCCCUUUUGGUUCCCACGUUAUCCCAGACCUAUUAUCUGAAUGCAAGGUCCUUGUCCUGAGAACUGCCUUGUGUUGUGUCCCCUGCAUGCAGCCCAGCCUGUGGCGCAUGGGCGGAAGUCUUUGUCACCCUUGCCAGGAACAGAAAAACCAUGCAUGGUAGACCCAUGUUAGUUAUCUUUAUUUUUGAAACUGCCACCAUUAGGUUUUUUUUGCAGGUGUUAUCCUGCAGUGAAAAUGUGAAAAGAAGAAAGCAGCAUUUCCUUUUUUUCUUUUUAUAAAAUGGUGUGAAAAUAAUAUCAUAGAAGAUGUUCUAUAUAAUAAUCUGUUAGUGAGCUUCUUCUUUCUUCUUUUUGGCUUGACAAGACUAAUGGAAGCAGCUUUGAUCAGUGCUAUCUAUUAUGGUGCUUUACACUGGAAGAGUUUGCUGUUCUGGCUAUUCAUAUGUCUAAUAUGUGCCUGGUGGCCUAUGAAUCAGCUGUUCCGUGAUUCAACAAAUUUAUGUCUCUCUGAAAACAGGGCAUAUUUUUUUUUGUCUGGGAGUGGGGUGGUGGGUAUAUUUUUAUUCCUGAUUGAUAACUGUGAUAUUUUAGUAGAAGGAAAAGUAGACAAACUUUUUGCAAGUUGAAUCUAUUCCAGAAAAUAAAAAUGAAUACUUAAAAUUGUAUCAUAUAUUUGUCAGACAUUAUUGAAAUAGUCUUAUAGAAUUUAAUGAGGAAGAAAUCUUUGUAAUCCAAAAAUAUUGCAUAGGAAAAGAUACCUGGGUGGAUGAAAUAGUGUGGAGGGGAGUGAUAUGAAUGGAUACAGUGCCAACAUGGUAUCAAAUUUUGCCUUUUUUAAUAAAUAUGCAAUAGCUGAAGCUGCAUAAACUUUUGUGAGCUUAGAAAAUGAUAGAAUAAUUGUCCUCAGUGAUGCGAUAACUUUGGCAGUUUUUAAAUCUCUCCUGUUACUGUUAUUACUACUGAGAUGAUAUAUUUUAAAGAAAAUCUUACAGGAUAAAUUCUGUUUGAGAGGUGCUCUGCUUUUUAGAAAAAAAAUCAAAUAUCUGUCUGUGUGUGAGGUUCGUCAUCACAAACCUGAGAUUGUGAUAUGUGCUAACUAACAUUGGAGGGUUGUAAGAAUAUACUUGCUGUAGUUAGUCUCUGUUGAUUGUCAGUGAAAUGCCAAAAGUAUUUGACGCGGGCAAGAAUGGAUCAUGAAUUGAGCAAAGGAGGUGCUUCACCAUUGUGGAGUUAUGCCCUUUCCAGAGUGAUCCAUGAGCUGGCCAUGUUUCUCUCUCCCAAUUCUCCCUUAUGUCCCCUUAAGAACAAGCUAUUCUUAGACAUGUUGGCUUAAAAUCUUUCUUAGAUAUUUAGCCUCUCAUUUGCCUUUAGGUAUCCUGAUGAGUUGAAUUCAUCGAGAAUGGAAUUAUACUUCAAAAGUGUGCCUUUCCCUAUGAUUAAUUUCCAUUAGCUGAGAAUAUUAUAUGGAUCCUACUACAUGUGUCCCCACUUCAGUUAGAAUUUAUGUAAAAGAAUUAAACCUGAAACUGUGUCUUUAACAAGGGCUUACUGAAGCAACUUUCAUAGUUGCUGGUUAAUCACUUGGAGGUUGGUUGCUAUCAAGUGAUUAAUCCAAUAGUAGCUUGUUUACAUGAACAAACUCCACCCAUUUCCACUUCAGAAGCCAAAAAGCAGCUUCCUAUGGUAAGCUGUUUGUGUAUCAUUAUUCAUUAUGUAGAACAUCUGACUUCUGUGCCACCAUGAGUUCUUUUUUGUAGCUUGCAAUGCCAUUCAAAAUAGUUAUGGAGGUAUAGAUGAUGCCACCAAGCCCAUCCACAUAUUGAUUUUAUUGUAGACACUUUGCUGCUAGCAUUCAGACUCAGGCUCAGUUCACAUAAUGGUGUUGAGAUAUAAUUAUUAUUAAUGACCAACUGUCCCUUAGGAACAUUCUCUCUUCUUUGGGUGAAGCUUAUUUCCUUGUUUUCUUAUCACAGCUUGAAGAUUGAAGGCUAAAAUCAAUAGUUAGUUCCUAUUGGAGCAGAGAGAGCUACCAUGUUAAAAUGGUUUGAGCAUUGGGCUCCAACACUGGAGAUCAGGAUUCAAAUCUCUGCUCAGUCAUGGGAACUCAUUACUUAAUCUUGGGCAAGUCACACUUUCUCAGCCUAUGAGAAGGCCAAAGGUAACUCCCUUUUGAACAAAUUUUACCACAAAAAAAAAUCUGUGAUACAUUCACCUUGGUGCCACCAUAAGUAACACAAGUCUUUGAGAGCCAACAUUGUGUGGUACAGAACAUUGGACUACAGCUUUGGAAACCAGGGUUUGAACCCAUGGUUUCCAGAGUUCUUCAUGGAAACCCACUGGGCAACCUUGGGCAAAUCACAUCCUCUCAGCCCCAGAGUAAAGCAAGGGUAACCUCUCCUUUGAAAAAAAUUUGUCAAGAAAACCCCAUGAUAGGAUCAUUCUACUUACCAUAAGUGAGAAACAAUGGGAAGGCACACAACAAGAAUUAGAGCAGAUCCAAAAAUACUUAGUUUUAAUCUACUUGAAGACACUUUGGAUCUCAUAUCAGAAGAAAGAUAUAUAAAUUAAAUAACUAUUAAAACGGGGGAAAUUAUGCAACUGGGAGACAGUUAUAGAGAUGUACCUAUGACAUCUUCUGAUGUCCAAAAUCCUACCUUUGAAGCUUCAAUCCUCUCCCCCCAAAAGAUGCUGGGUGGUGGAGCAAUGAUUAAUGAUGUGUCCAAUCCUCUCCUGUCUAUGGGAAAUGUAACAGACAGCAGGGUCCACUUGGGAUCCUGUAGCAACUGGGUGUCUUAGUAUGCCCUGUGACCAGAAGAUGGUUGGACACAUCUUUGCCUCACUGCUUUCUGGAGUGUCAGAAAUGACUGUGCUGGGGCAGGGCUACGAGAUGUGCAAGGAAGUAUUUGAGGAGCAGUAUUGGCCACUGUAAUUGUAUAGCAACUAUAAACAUGAAUUGGAAUAAUUAUGAUGUCAUUCAGCCAGGAUUAUGACAUUGUAAUUACUGAACAGGAUUUACAUAUAUGAAAUCUCAUCUUUCAACGAGUCCCAAUACAUGUAUUUCACCCUUUCCCUUGAUACAGUUCAAAGCCAGCUUUGAAAUGGGUUCCCAAAUAAUAAUUUUCCAGAAUAAAGUAUUAUCCAAUGCCACAAAAAUAUGGUAAGUGCUGAAUAAAAGGUUGAAAGGGAUUUUAGCAGUACAGUAAAAAAAAAUGAAGUGCUUUUAACUGAGGCGAUUACACUGGGAGUUAUAAAGUAAACCAUGUAAAAGUGUUUAUUUUAAUGUAAUUAAACCUUACAGAGGAUGUAAUGAUGUAAAAUCUAAGCAGGAAUCCAGAGAAGCUGCAAUUAAAGGGUGAACUGGUGAGGAAAAAGCAUCUUUGUGGAUCAGUGUCUUUUUACUUUUAUGUUCUUAUGUGAAGGAAAUGUAAAUGCUGUAAUGCACCAAUAAAAUGAACAUGAAUGUGGGAUUUUGAA